AUGAAUGGAAUAACGGCAUCCGGACAGCGUAGUCGGUACCAUUUUCUUCAGGAUAGAGGGGCAGGCAAACAACUUCCCCCCAUCUGCCCUCCCAGAUGGUUCCACCCAGGCCGCAGCAGCAGCCGCCGCCGCCGCUUCCAGAGCGGACCUGAGGCCGUGCAGUCGGCGGCCAGAGGCGUUGCUCCCGCUGUGGCAGAUUCGGACGAGCAAGUGGCUUCUCGUUGCCCUGCCCCGCGCCGCCAGGGACCAUGAGCGACGGCGACAAGAACCCAGCCAGCACGCCCAGCCCGGUCGCCGACGUGCAGGGGGACGGGCGAUGGAUGUCUCUGCACCACCGCUUUAUUGCUGAUAGCAAAGACAAAGAACCAGAGGUUGUCUUCAUUGGUGACUCGCUGGUGCAGCUCCUUCAUCAGUUUGAGAUUUGGAGGGAGCUCUUCUCCCCUCUGCAUGCACUCAACUUCGGCAUCGGAGGCGAUGCCACCCAGCACGUGCUCUGGCGCCUGCAGAACGGCGAGUUACAGCACAUCCGACCAAAGAUUGUGGUGGUCUGGGCAGGCACCAACAACCACGGUCACACAGCCGAGCAGGUGGUUGGGGGCCUAGAAGCUAUUGUGCGUGUCAUCAAUCAGCAGCAACCACAGGCCCGGGUGGUUGUGUUGGGCCUGCUGCCACGGGGCAAGAACCCGAACCCCCUAAGGGAGAAGAAUCGCAAAGUGAACGAGCUGCUGGAGGCCAAGGUGCCGCUCUUGCCCAAUGCCUCCUUUCUGGACGCAGAUCCGGGCUUUGUGCAUUCCGAUGGGACCAUCAGUCACCACGACAUGUACGACUACCUCCACCUGACCCGGAACGGGUACGCGAGGCUCUGCCCCGGGCUGCACCGCCUGUUGCUGUGCCUGCUCGGAGAAUGCCACGCGCAGGCUCCUUGACCGGGAAGGCGGCUCGUGCCCAAGAGGAGCCCGCACUCUGGCUGGCGAACUGCUGGGGGGCCCUGCUUGGCAGCCCGGAUGUUGCCAUCUCCAGUCUUUGGCUAGGGAGGCAGUAGAUGCAGCCCCCCCCAGCUGUGUGUUGCCUUUGUCGGUUCAGUCUUCAGCAUUAAAUACUGGCUUUUCCAUCCCUUUUACAUGGGUGUUAGUUCUUUAGACUGUGAAGUGGUUGUGGGGAAUUGGGCCAGGUUGGAUGGGGUCAAAAAGCAACCCUGGAUAAGAAGCAUGUUGACCUAUUUAUGCAAAAACAAGCUACUGGGCACGGGGCAAGUUGAUGGGGACUUGUCUAAGAUUACUUAAUAAACUUGAUGCAUACAUUUCUAA
This is a messenger RNA of Varanus komodoensis (Komodo dragon), 1307 nucleotides long. RefSeq names its product platelet activating factor acetylhydrolase 1b catalytic subunit 3 (gene PAFAH1B3). The record is from RefSeq and is a predicted model, not a curated record. The transcript is spliced from 6 exons. Bases 249 to 926 code for a protein of 225 amino acids. NCBI's taxonomy places the organism in Eukaryota, Metazoa, Chordata, Lepidosauria, Squamata, Varanidae.